Molecule: messenger RNA, 2592 nt
Organism: Solea solea (common sole)
Lineage: Eukaryota; Metazoa; Chordata; Actinopteri; Pleuronectiformes; Soleidae
Product: transmembrane protein 106B-like
Exons: 8
Coding region: 331-1107 (258 amino acids)
Source: RefSeq, a predicted model, not a curated record
UUUGUGAGUUACAUAUCAAACCAAAGGGUAAUGUUGUGUUGUCACUCACGGAGCAGUCAUAUGUUGUGUGUGUGUGUGUGUGUGUGUGUGUGCUACGUCACAUUGUCUCCGCUGUGGUUAGUUUCGCUUCGCUCAUGCUAAGUUAACUUUGUGUCAGCUGAGGAAACAAAGUGCGUAGUUCCGGCCUCUUAUUGAGUCCGUGCUGUCAGCCGUUGCACAUGGAAGUGUACAUUUGAUCACACGUGCGCUCAUCUGCACUGUUUUUCUUUUUGUUAUUAAAAAGUUAUCUGUAAUAUAUGGACGCCAGAGAAAAAGAGGUCAAACUUGAGAAUGAAAAUAUCUUCAAAGAUGGGGGCUGUUUCCAGCAGAUGUGAUGCUGGUCACCAGCACAGUGGGAGUGACCAAAACAAUGACCGCACGCCAAUAAUUGAGGGUGAUGAUGGGAGAAAGCAGAGCUCUAGUGGGGGACACGGCUCGGGAGAGACUGUUCCCUGUCCGACCUGCCAAGGCACCGGACGUAUACCGAGAGGUCAGGAGAGUAAGCUGGUCGCUGUUAUCCCCUGUAAUGACCAGAGGCUGAGGCCCAGACACACGAAGCUGUAUGUAGCUGUGUCUGUUGGCGUGUGCCUGGUAAUUAGCACUCUGGUGUUGUUCUUCCUAUUCCCUCGCUCCGUCCUCUUGUCUCCUGUCGCAGUGAAGUCGUCUUUUGUUUACUUCCCAGACAAGUACGUCCUCAUCGACAUUACGAAUGUGUUGAACAUCACUAACAACAACUAUGCACCAGUGCAGGCCUAUAACCUGUCAGUGCAGGCCCUCAACUUUGAGACGGUGGUGGGAACGGUGUCUAUUAAGAACGUCACCUCUGUCCGGCCUCGGUCCGUCACAACGUAUUCCUUCUUGAUCCGCGUCAACCUGACAGACCCUUAUCUGAAUAACUACUGCAAGAAAGUGUCUCUACCUGUCCACAUCCUGUAUCUGCACCUGCAGAUGUCUAUGACCAUUUACUACCUGGCUCACUAUGAGCAGCUCUCCCUGGAAACAUACGAGUACAUCGACUGUGGAGCCAACAGCACCACACCCCAUCCGAUGCAGGACGGACACACGUGAAGAACCACAGUGGACGUUUUUUUUGUUCAAAUCAUUAGUAGGAUAUGAUUAAUUCAUCUAGGAUUGAAGGAAUAUGGAAUAUGAGCUAAUGUUUCCAGUCCAGACUGAUGAGUAAACUGCUGCACAAACCCUGGUGUGGACUCUGUGGCCUGAGAGCACACAGACCCAAAUAAGUAUUUUGAUCAUUUUUUAAUUUUCUAACGUUAUUUUUAAAUAAUUAAAACAAGCUGUGUGUUUUUUCAGCUUCUUAAAUGUAAAUAUUUUCUGGUUUCUUUUAAAAAAGAAAUGAAUUGACAGAACAAGACAUUUGAGAACAUCAUCAUUUUCAUGUUUGGGAAACAACAACAACAACUAAUCAGUGAAUCGAUAAAAUUAAUCGAUUAUGAAAGUAAGUGUUAGUCACAGGCCCAUUAGCACAAAAUCAAUGAACUGUGUGAAUGAUUUGAGUUGGAUUUCUUUUACAGAUAUUAUUAUUUACAGAUGUGUAAUUAUUGAAAUGUCACGUGUGAGAGACAAAACAACACAGUUUGGAUGGUUGGAAACACUCUCUCUCUCUCUGGCGCUUCCUUUAAAACAUGCUCUGUGGCCUCAUUUAUAAAACUGCAGGUAUGAAAAGUUGGCGUACGUAGGAAACGUAGGAGGAUUUGCUUACGCAAUAAAAAUAGUGUACGCGCGUCACACACCAGUUUCCAUCUAUAAAUCCCAAGCAUCUCGUAAUGAGGGCUUCAGGUAACGCCCAUCAUGGACCACAGUCAUAAAAACGCCUCAGAUUAAUAUUCAUGAUUGGAAAAUCAUGGCAAACGCCAGAGAGAAGAUGAUGUGAAUGAUGAAGGUCGAUGUUGCUGCUGCACAACGCUCCUCUGCACUCUGUGGGUUUGUUGCUUGUCAGGUUAGUGAAUGUUAGGCCGUUGUAAGAGUGUUGUUUGUCACUUUGUAUUUGUACGUACAGUCAUCUCAGGUUAUAUAAAUCACAAUCAUUCUCUGAAGCUUCCGUGUGUCUGGUCCUCGAGAAGAGAGAUUACAUUUCUUUCUAUUCUCUCUUCAUGUGAUUGAAUCAGAUCGACUUCACUUGUGGAAAUGAAACAGUUUGUAUAUGACAGACUGGUCUGCACAGUUAUAAUUAUGAUAAUAAUGAUGAUGAUGAUGAUGAUGAGGCAUUAGUGAAUGAAUUCACUCUGAUUAAUGUCCAUCAUUUGGUUCAGAAGAAAAAGAGAAUUCCUCAUCCUACAUAAGCUUUUGUCAGGUAUUGAAAACAAAUAUCUCCUCUCAGAAGACUGACAGCAUCAGAUAAUCAGAGCUCAGACACAUUUGAAGUCACAUCAAGUAUAUUCAUUUACUCCAGUCACAAAUAUCACAUGUAGGUCUGCUGCUCUGUAGGAGGACAGUGCUGGUUCCUUCUUCACCACUGCUGGGUGUACUGCAAUGACUGCAAGACAAACACGAUGUAAUCAGCUGAAAAUACUUCAAAUAAAAAUCUUAACUGUG